AUGGGCUGCUCUAUAAGAAAAGCGAAACCAAGAAAAAUAGAAGAUAUAGAUUAAAUAGAACAAAUGAUAUAAUCAGAUUGUUUAGGUAUGGACUAAAAAUUUGUUCUUAUCAAAAAUCCAAUCAUUAUUAGAAGAAAUUGUAGUAAAGAAAAGCAAAAAUUAUCAGAUUCAAAACCAAUAUGA
Molecule: messenger RNA, 183 nt
Organism: Paramecium pentaurelia
Lineage: Eukaryota; Ciliophora; Oligohymenophorea; Peniculida; Parameciidae
Source: the annotation of a GenBank genome assembly